This is a messenger RNA of Solanum dulcamara, 822 nucleotides long. RefSeq lists its product as uncharacterized. The transcript has 2 exons. Bases 1 to 822 code for a protein of 273 amino acids. The record is from RefSeq and is a predicted model, not a curated record. NCBI's taxonomy places the organism in Eukaryota, Viridiplantae, Streptophyta, Magnoliopsida, Solanales, Solanaceae.
AUGGUACCUCUAGUCAAAGUGCCAAAGAAGGAAGGACAAGCCUACCUGUCGGUCAUGCAGCUUGUGAAGGGCCUAAAGAAGGGGGAGCCGACGUUCAUAGCCACCAUUGCGAGCUCGGAUGAAGACAAUGGUGCUAAAGAUGCAUUGCCACCUUGCAUAGAGAAGGUGCUUGAAGAAAAUAAAGAUAUGAUGCCCGAAGAGUUGCCGAGACACCUAUCUCUAAGGCGUGAGGUAGACCACAAGAUCAAGAUGGAGCCAGGAGCGAGGCCGCCUGCAUACCCGUCAUACCGCAUGGCUCCACCUGAGUUAGAGGAGAUAAGAAAGCAGUUGAAGGAGCUUUUCGAUGCUAGGACUCAUCUCAACUCAAGCACAUACUUCGAAAUAAAUAUGAUGGGGCCCCACACGUAUGCAAAGAAGGCCCGAAUCUUAGGAAAAUUUUUGAGGGGUGUUACAGUGGUAGUCUACUUGGAUGACAUAAUCAUCUAUAGCAAUACCUUGGAGGAGCACGUGGAGCAUUUGAUGAAAGUGUUUCAAGUCUUAUGCGAGAAUGAGCUUUUCAUCAAAUGGGAGAAGUGCGAGUUCGACCAAUAUGAAGUGCACUUGUUGGGAUAUAUUAUUAGCCAGGGAGAAUUACGAAUGGACGAAGAAAAAGUUCGGGCCAUCAAGGAGUGGGAGGUGCCCACAAAGGUAACCGAACUUAGAUCUUUUAUUGGACUUACUAACUACUACUGCAGGUUCAUAAGUGCCUACUCCGCCAAAGCCGCUUCACUUACCGAGCUACUGAAGAAGAAUAAGCCAUGGGGUUGGAGCGAGGAGUGCUAG